GAUAUGUCAAAUACUUAGUUCAGUUUGGAGUUAGCAUGGAACCUUGUAGGACACUGCUUUUGCUAAUACCCUUACUCCUACAAAGCCAUUUGUCUAUAAGCACGAAAAGGCAACCAGUUCUUCGAAAUCAUGAACACCAUAUCAAGACAUCAGAGUGUCAUAUUCCAUACAUAAUAAAACCGGUCAAAAAUAAUAAAAGGAACAUAAAACAUGACAAGGUUUGUUCCAAAGAGAGUUUGAUAAACCUUGGUUUCGACGACAAAAUCCAGCGAUAUGUGUUAUAUGUAAAUGAUUCUGUGGCCCAGCUGAAAUUAAAGUCUAUGGAUAAGAACUCUCCCAACUUGGUUGGAUACAAUUGCAGUUAUCGUGAGAUUAGAAGAGUUAAUCGCAUCUUUACUGUUGAUGCACCUGCUGUCCUUGGGGACGAAGUUAAUUUUUGGAAUGGCUAUAUUGUUCCCCGCACCGUUGAGGGUAUGAGAGCAGCCUGCCGAAAUGAGCUGGCAGAGGAUUUACAAUCGGAUACUUUUGCAUUAGUCCAGCCUCGCAAAACAUACGCACCACUUAUGUCCUGGCACCGCAGACCGAGUGUUCUAAUGAUUGGAAUCGAUGGCAUUUCCCAGAUCAACUUUCGCCGCAAGUUCCCCAUUGCAUUCAACCAUCUUAAAAUGCAGGGCUGGUUCAAGAUGGACGGAUACACAGAUAUUGGUGAGAAUACCCAGUCCAGUGUAAUGGCUUUACUGACUGGAUACAGUCCUCACACUUUGAUGAACCUCAAAUGCAACUCCAGUGGGAUUGGUUGCCUCAAAACUGUUCCGCUGAUAUGGAAGCAUUUCAAGAAGAAGGGUUACAUAACCGCCUAUGGCGAUGGAAUGUCCGAUUUGUCAAUAUUUAAUUCGGAUAAGUAUGGGUUUUUUGAAGGCCCCAUUGACUUUUAUGCUCGGCAUAUUCUGGAGCAGAAGAAUGGCCAAAGUUGCAUUGAUGGACGAUACGACUACUGUGAGGAAUUUUUAAAACGACAUUCUAAUUCAUCCCGACCAUUAUUCGGAAUUUUCUUCGAGAACGGAAUACCCCAAAAAUCCUAUGAUAAUGACAAAAUACAAACUGAGCUGUUGGAUAGAGUGAAGAUAUUCAAGAAAAUGGGUAUUCUUACCCAGUCAAUUGUCAUUCUAUUCAGCUAUCCCAGGCCAACUGUGAGAGAAAAGAAAAGGAACUUUCUUGAGGAAAGUUUACCCAUCUUGUACAUUUGGUUACCACCCUGGUUCAGAGCACUGCGUCCUGAAAUAGUUCAAGCCUUAAGGAUCAAUAGUAAACGUCUUACAUCCCCAUACGAUCUUCAUCUCACACUGCAACACCUCUUGGAACUGGGAGAACGCUGGCCUCGAGCGGUGGACAAACUGGUGGAUUGCCCCACUUGUCAGACCCUUUUUGCUCCUGUUCCCGAGAAUCGAACCUGUUCAGAUGCCGGCAUAGGAGAAUCCAACUGUCCCUGUGAUGCCUACAAGUUGCUUAACACCAAACAAAUAAAACAAGUGUCUUUGGGAAAGCUACUCGUGCGCAGCAUAAAUGAAUUCCUUCAUCAUCACAACUUGCAGGAGCUGUGCCACAAUCUUACACUUAAGUCAAUCAAGAUGAUGAUGCAACGAAAGGACAGAAAGUUAUCAAGUGGCAGCACCUAUAGAGUAUAUUUCACUGCCACCCCAAAUAACGCAGAAUUUUCCACAACUACUCGCUACAAUCACAAGCGCCAAGAGCUGGAAUAUAUAAAUGUAGAGUCCAUAAACCGAUUGAAUCACUAUCAAAAUGACUCGAGUUGCAUGCGAAGAUUACGAGGCAGAAAGUUUUGUAUAUGCAAGAGCCGAAUUCUAGGGGAAAUUUCAGUUACCGCUAAGGGAAAUGUGGGAAAACAGCAGAAAAGUAAACUAAUAGAACAUCACAGCAUUCAAGAGCUUAAUAAUAAAAAUAAAAUAGAUGCUAGUUUAUAUGAAUUACCAGAGAUGCAAGAAAGCGACAAGAACAUUCAAAUUAUCUCAGUGUAAAUGUGUUGGGUUUGAAAUAAACUUAUACACUCCGUCUUUUAACAAGUUUAGGAAAUAUAAUCUUUUUGACUGACACAUCGGGUAAAGCGAACAUCUGAAUCUUAUGGCUAUAGUUUCUGGUUAUACUCCAAGUGAUUUGA
Molecule: messenger RNA, 2176 nt
Organism: Drosophila teissieri
Lineage: Eukaryota; Metazoa; Arthropoda; Insecta; Diptera; Drosophilidae
Exons: 2
Coding region: 36-2036 (666 amino acids)
Source: RefSeq, a predicted model, not a curated record